CAAGAUUCGAGUUUUUUCCGCCGAGAGAAGCGAAGACGGCGAUGAAGUGAGGACCAAACGUCAGCGAAUUAACCCGAAUUUUAACCACUUUUAAGCCACUUUAUUUAGUUCUAAUUUUUACCAAAGCUUCACAGAUGAAUGGGUUAUCGUUUUCAGAGAUUUGCUGUCUGUUUUGCUGUCCUCCUUGCCCGUCGAAAAUCGCUGCAAAGUUAGCGUUCCUUCCUCCCGAAGCGACCUACUCUUUUCAAGACUUGUCCGAAAGCGGAAAACAAGCGCUCCAUCUUUCUGAAAAAGCCGAAUGGCAAUAUGGACAGAAAGAGCUAGAUCUAAUCGAAGGUUUUACUACUAAAAGCAGCAAAGGCAACCAGAUCGCCUGCAUGUAUAUACGAUGCUCGCCAACUGCUCGUUUUACGAUUCUCUUCAGCCACGGGAACGCAGUCGAUUUGGGGCAAAUGUCAAGCUUUUAUGUUGGUCUCGGGACUCGAAUUAACUGUAAUAUUUUCUCUUACGAUUAUUCUGGGUAUGGAGUUAGCCAAGGGAGACCUUCGGAAAAGAAUUUAUACAGUGAUAUUGAUGCUGCAUGGCAGGCUUUACGUACAAAAUAUGGAAUCAGUCCUGAAAAUAUCAUUCUGUACGGCCAAAGUAUAGGAACAGUUCCAACCGUUGAUUUGGCUUCUAGGUUCGAAUGUGCUGGAGUUAUCCUUCAUUCUCCUUUAACAUCGGGAAUGAGGGUAGCUUUUCCCGAUACCAAAAGAACUUGGUGUUUUGAUGCUUUUCCAAGCAUCGAAAAAGUAUCUAAAAUAGUCUCUCCCGUUCUUGUAAUACAUGGAACAGAAGACGAAGUUAUAGAUUUCUCUCAUGGUUUAUCUAUUUACGAGCGCUGCCCAAGGACAGUCGAUCCUCUAUGGGUAGAGGGGGCAGGACACAACGACGUUGAACUUUAUGGACAAUACCUUGAAAGACUCAAGCAGUUCAUUCAACAAGAAUUGGCCAAACCUUCAAAGUCCAUMAGUGUUGUCUGAUCUGAACAACCAAACAAACAUCAUCUGGUCAAUCAAUCGAGAAUCAAUUCAAGUKUAAAUACAUGCACUUUUUUUUAUCCACUGCACAUGAAUUAAAUCACAAAAAAUUGACAUUUAUAAAACGAGUAGAGGAUGUUAGUGCAAGUUUAUCAAAUUCGGAAUUUGGUUAAUGUCUAACAAUAACAAGUCAAUUUUGUUUUAUGGGAUAAGUAAAUUAUUCUAGCAGACUUUCGAGGUAUAGAAGACAAGACAUUGAGAAGAUUUGGUCGCAGAAACAAGGCAAUAGUAAUUUGCACUCAUUCUGUUGUAACACUUCAUGYUUGUUUUGAAUGACUUGCACAGGUUUGAAGUCAUAUGGCAACAUAGGUUAUUGUUGGAUGUCAAUCAAGGUCUUUACACAACAUCAACAGGAUUCAAAUGCCUUGAUUGUCGGCAUGUGCCCUUGAAAAUUUCAAGGACGCAUGCCGGCCAGGCUGUGGAAUGUCACAGAAAUGCCUUGUUCCACCUCCAGUAAAACCUUCUUUGUCAUGACAGCCAAUUUCACGAUUCAUCUCAUUCUAGAGAACUAAGUUGAACUUAAAUCACCCAAGUAUACUAAAUUUACCAAGUAAUAAYAAUCUCUUAAGGCUAAUAAUUUAUUUACAUAGUACACAACUGUCAUGCACAACAUGCCUACGUUAAUUUUUAGCUGGUUGACAGUUGCAAAUCACCCUUAAUGUUGCCUUCUGCAGCAUGUCAGUAARUGGAGUCAGGGGAAGCCUGCUGCCAAGGACUCUGCACUCAAUUCGUCUAAAUUGGCCAAUUUUCAAACUUAGAAAUAUCUAACAUAGAUUCUACUCAUCAUCUGCCUAAUUCCAUAAAUUAUCAAUUUUGACACAUUUAUUUGCCGAAAAUCAUCCUCCCUACACGACUUUCAAAAAUGGCCGCCAAACUUGGUUUGGACUAGGGACAAUUAAAUGGAAGCAAGGUACGUAAGGCCCAAUUCGUAAACAAAGUCUACUCAGUAUGAUAUUUUGUGUCAAAGUCAUUCACCCUUAUUUCAAUAGACGCUUAAGAGAACUCGAAUUGGUGAAAUGAAUGACUUUGACACAAAAUAUCKUAUUGAGUAGACUUUGUUUACUAAUGAGGCCUUACUUACCUCGCUUCCAUUCAAUUGUCCCUAGUCCCAACGAGUUUGGUGGCCAUUUUUGAAAGUCGUGUAUGAUGUACAAAAUAACCUAGAUGGGUUUCAGAGGCUCUCUCACUUCAGUGAGAAAGGUUACUAAACCUACAAGGCACUGGCAUGAGAGAACCUGACCUGGAACCCUGGGGUAUGUGUAUUACACGGCAAAUUUUUGUCCAAGAUAGACAUUAUUWUAUUAACUUUAUAAGUUUACAUUCAUUCCCUUCUCUGUAUAGUGUGUCAUAUUAAAGUGUUGGGGAAAUUCAAAAA
Actinia tenebrosa (Australian red waratah sea anemone) is the source of this 2454-nucleotide messenger RNA. Its product is annotated as alpha/beta hydrolase domain-containing protein 17B. Lineage: Eukaryota; Metazoa; Cnidaria; Anthozoa; Actiniaria; Actiniidae. Gene Ontology annotation, cellular component: plasma membrane; endosome membrane. Gene Ontology annotation, biological process: protein depalmitoylation. Gene Ontology annotation, molecular function: palmitoyl-(protein) hydrolase activity. The record is from RefSeq and is a predicted model, not a curated record.